GCUAUCAUCGACGAGAAGAUCAUUUGCAUGCACGGUGGCCUCUCACCGGAGAUCACAAGCUUCGACCAGGUGAAGAGGAUCGUCCGCCCUACGGAUGUGCCGGACACUGGCUUGAUUUGCGACCUCCUUUGGGCAGACCCUGACAAGGACAUCGCUGGAUGGGCUGAAAACGAUCGUGGCGUGUCUUUCAUCUUUGGCCCGGACGUGGUGACAAGCUUCUUGCAGAAGCAUGACAUGGACCUUGUGUGCCGCGCGCACCAGGUCGUGGAGGAUGGCUACGAGUUCUUUGCAAAGCGACAGCUCAUCACGCUCUUCAGUGCGCCCAACUACUGUGGCGAGUUCGACAACGCAGGCGCCAUGAUGUCCAUCGACGAGACCCUGAUGUGCAGCUUCAAGGUGCUGAAGCCCGUGAAGAAGAAGUAA
Messenger RNA from Symbiodinium pilosum, 423 nucleotides. Lineage: Eukaryota; Dinophyceae; Suessiales; Symbiodiniaceae. The record is from the annotation of a GenBank genome assembly.